This is a messenger RNA of Spirodela intermedia, 665 nucleotides long. NCBI's taxonomy places the organism in Eukaryota, Viridiplantae, Streptophyta, Magnoliopsida, Alismatales, Araceae. The record is from the annotation of a GenBank genome assembly.
AUGGGUUAUCGAAUCGUCUCCGGCGGCUGUCACCUGGCGGAGCGAAAAAAUAGCGACUUUACAGCUCUCCGGUAGUUGUCACCCAAUGGAGAAGAGCUGGAUGGAGGUGGGGCGCGUGUCAGGGAGCUUCAUCCUCAAGUCUGCAUAGUAAGAAGAGGCUCUUCAUCACAUCCGGUAUGCUCUCAAAAGGUGGCGACUCGUCUCUCGGCAGAUCGUCCUCUUCCCGACAAUGGCUGGUUUGUUGAUCAAUCGGAGAUGCUUUACUUGAUGGAUUUGCGAUCCUUUUAUCGUGAAUCGUUCAUCAAUUUUAGUAGCAAUACUCUACGAAUCGCAUUGACGAGAUUUUAAUUGAUGAUCCAAUGAUUCUGGUUGCUUAAUCCUUCACCGGCGAUAUACAAGAAAGUUGUGAUAAUCAGAUAAAAAAUAUGAGUUUUGGCUCUGGAAAGAUUCAAACCUGCACUAGUUGCCCACCUUUUCUAGGGAAGGUGUGAUGUGAGUUUAGUCCCACAUUACUUGUGCGCCGAAUUUUUGGGUGAAUAUAUAGUAAUGUUACAUCUGCAAGCAAGUCCCUUUCUCGCACGUGUACAACCACUCCUUGCUCCACAGUUGGCUGGCCACCAGUAAUGUGGAAGGGGGGUGGCGCACACGUGCCUCUAUCGGUCUGA